UUGACCGAUCGAUGCUCGUUCCUAGUGUGGGUACGGAGCAGGCAGGAGGAGCACUUGGAAAAGGACGUAGUCUACCUAUGAAGUACUGAAGAGGAGGGGUUCGGUCUGUCAUGAGGUGCCCAUUCAUUAUAUCUGGUUUGUCCGUUGCGUAUGGGAGGACUCUCCUCGCUCAGAGACAAGCUACCAAAGGCCAAGAGCAUGCUGGCAGGCGACUUCUGCGUGUUGGGGCAGGAGGAAGGACAUUUUACGAUGGUGGAUUUUUUGGAGCAAAUCAUUCCGUAACUUUGUAUACGUUAGGCUCUUUAACAUUGAACCGCACGGCGGCGGCGAUCCGCACUUGCAGGGAUACUGUAUAUACUGCGAAGGCACAUUUAAGAGGCCGCUCGAUCCGUCCCGACUCCCAAGACUCCCAAGAGGGUGUGCGAAGAAGCUCCCGAAGUGCGGCUGGCUUUCGGACGAUCGCAUCUGCGCAACAUCAAAUAAGAAAAUAAUGCCGCAUGAGCCGAAUUAAUUUUCGAAGGCUUUGCAAAAGCCGCGCUCUGAUGCGAGAACCUUCCGAGAAAGUGAAAGUCGCCGCGGCGGGUGGACGGAGUGGGGCUUUCGUGGCUUUUCGUGGGGGAUGCGGCGGGCGAGGGUUUCACGUGACCUCAC
Molecule: messenger RNA, 651 nt
Organism: Fimicolochytrium jonesii
Lineage: Eukaryota; Fungi; Chytridiomycota; Chytridiomycetes; Spizellomycetales; Powellomycetaceae
Exons: 1
Coding region: 111-491 (126 amino acids)
Source: RefSeq, a predicted model, not a curated record